CGCGGUUUCCACCAACAUCGAACAGAAAUUUAGAUAAUCACAAUCACUAUUUCAAUCAGUGAAUCUGUCCCACUUGGAAGGCAAGGUUUUCCUCACAGCGGAUGUUAAUCCAUGAUGACUGCAUUGGAACUUGAUCCGGUUUUCGUGAAAGCUUUGGGUUUCCUUCGCUCCCGCAGUAAGGAAUCCACCGACCAACUCAAGGCAUUGUUGGAUGAAGCGCUUGCAGGGACCGGUCGGAGCCGGUUUCCUAAACCCAUGGCUGAUGAGGGCAGGAAGGCAUCUCACACUAGCAGGAGGCGAGAGGACAAGACGCCCACACCUUGCAUCAAACUCGCUGCCACCGAGGGAUCAAGGAAAGAGGCAGAGCGUCGAGCAGAGAAGAGAACUGGCGAACGGCUGAAAUCGGACGGGUCCGACAGUCUCGAUCCGCCCCAGUCCAAGAAGCUACGCUCCUUAGAGAAGCAGAGGAAGCCCGUCAUCGAGGACGAUGAUGAUGACGAUGACGACGACGAUGAAGAUUACGCGGGAGAAGAAGAAGACGAAUCGGCCAGCACGGAGGACAGCAGCAAAGAGGAGGACACAGGCGAGAGUAACCCUGGCGACAGUAACCAGGGCAGCACAGAUGCGGACGACUUUGCCCUGGAGCUUGGGCUCGCGUGCAUCGUCUGCAAACAGUUGGAUGUGUCUGCGGGGAACCAGCUGGUGGAGUGCCAGGAGUGUCAUAGUCUUUAUCAUCAGCUCUGUCACAAACCCCCAGCGAGUGAGGCUGACCCUAAUGACCCCCGGCUUGUCUGGUAUUGUAGCCGCUGUACGCGUAACAUGAAGAAACAGGUUUCAAAGAAAGUAAAGAGCUCCGGGUCGUCAAGCAGCAGCACAAAAGAAAGCAGCAAAAGAGACGUAGAAAUCAAAGGAGAAUCUGAACCUGUGAAUCUGUUCAAACGGACAGAGCAUAAAACUUCCACUUCUGCACCUCCUGUGAGCUCGUCUGCUAAAACGCCCUACACCGGUUUGGCAAGCUUUGCAGCCACAGCUCGCUCCUCAUCCCACACCAAGCCGAGCUCCACCAGUAGCAAGCCCUCUAGUGCCCACUCCAAGUCAGGGUCUAAAGUGAGCCCUCUACCGUCACCUGUUAACAAGGCUCCUUCGCAUUCGGGUUCCAAGACGCAAGGUGCGUCUAAGUCGAGCGGAACGUCAGGGAAGACUGCUCCUCAGACAAGCACCGCCUCGGCCAUGAAGAGACUCCAACAGAUGAAGAAGAAAGCUAAGAGAUGAGUUUUGAUUGGCCGGUAGACCAAUCCAAUUCAUGCAUUGACCAUUCACAGGGAAUGUUAUAAGUAUGUUAAAGAAUACAUUUUGGACUGAACACAACAAAUUUACCAAAACAGGAUUUGAAAAUUAAAUCAUCAGCAUUUUAUUUGGUUUUACCC
Messenger RNA from Asterias rubens (European starfish), 1427 nucleotides. RefSeq names its product integrator complex subunit 12-like. NCBI's taxonomy places the organism in Eukaryota, Metazoa, Echinodermata, Asteroidea, Forcipulatida, Asteriidae. Gene Ontology annotation, cellular component: integrator complex. The record is from RefSeq and is a predicted model, not a curated record. The coding region runs from base 112 to 1272 and encodes 386 amino acids. Gene Ontology annotation, biological process: snRNA 3'-end processing. The transcript has 8 exons.